Messenger RNA from Ustilaginoidea virens, 408 nucleotides. RefSeq lists its product as uncharacterized. NCBI's taxonomy places the organism in Eukaryota, Fungi, Ascomycota, Sordariomycetes, Hypocreales, Clavicipitaceae. The record is from RefSeq and is a predicted model, not a curated record. The transcript is spliced from 2 exons. Bases 1 to 408 code for a protein of 135 amino acids.
AUGCACUGGCGACGAGCGUCAGCGAUUGCUGCCAAAGACCGCCGCCCCGCUGGCCCGGCUGCGGUUUUUGUCAUCUUUCAUCCCGCGAGAUUGACCGACUGCAUCGACAUGGCUGCGGCGCAACGCCGGUCGGGGCUCAAGACCUGCAGCGACACGCUCGCCACAGCAAGAGGCGGGAAAACAGCCUUCUUUUCCUCUUUGCUCCUUGCCGGCCUGCUGGGCACCUGGGCCAACGGGAUUCUUGUCGCCUUCCAACCGCAACACGGCGGGCUGUCCGCCAAAGGACCAGGUCUUGUCGUUCAUGAACAGUAUCUACUUCGGAAUGCUACAUGGCAUCCUGUCGUCGGCCAGCAAUCUUUGUCCUUUUUCGUUUGGUCUCUUGAAAAUGCUCUUCGGUGCAGCUUGUAG